AUGUCUGCCCCGCGCUACGCCUACAUCAUCUCCAAGAACCUCGACCCGGUGUUUGCAUUGUUCAUCGGAGGCUCGGCAGCCGUCGUUCGCAUCAACCGUGACGAGAAGGAGAAGGGCAAGUCGACACAAGACACGAUCGAGUCGCUCAAGAGAAGAAUUGGCAAAGCAACUGGCAUGAGCUCAUGA
This is a messenger RNA of Aureobasidium pullulans EXF-150, 186 nucleotides long. RefSeq lists its product as uncharacterized. NCBI's taxonomy places the organism in Eukaryota, Fungi, Ascomycota, Dothideomycetes, Dothideales, Saccotheciaceae. The record is from RefSeq and is a predicted model, not a curated record. Bases 1 to 186 code for a protein of 61 amino acids. The transcript has 2 exons. Gene Ontology annotation, biological process: protein secretion.